Messenger RNA from Pseudo-nitzschia multistriata, 3469 nucleotides. The record is from the annotation of a GenBank genome assembly. NCBI's taxonomy places the organism in Eukaryota, Bacillariophyta, Bacillariophyceae, Bacillariales, Bacillariaceae.
AAUGGGUUUUGUUUGUACCGGACUUUGACUUUUGCGCAUGGCGAUUGGCAAUUCAGUACGGGACGUAAUUACGUAUGAUGUACGUCUCGAUUCUUCAUUCCUAACUUCACUCCCACCGCACCUUGAGGACGAGAAUGGAUAUUGCCUGAGUUUACGCUACUGUUGUGCUAGUGCGAGUACCGUACGUACGUACCAUACGAUAGUCUGCAAUACUACUGAGACAACAAAUUCACUCCUCGAUUUGUUACGAAACAAACCAAGCAAAUAAUAGAGGCUUUGAAUAUGUCCAUUGAAUUCAUCUGUCAUUUCAUUUAUCUAAUUGCCAUCCAAGAAAAGCACCACACAAGCGUGUUGGAAACAAAACGACAUAUCUGAAAUCAGUACUAAAGAUUGCGACAGCAACGGGCGUAGGUUCUGUAGAAAGAUAGGAGAUUGAUCGUAGGCAAACUUUCCUCCCGAGGCUUUACAAAACAAAAUUAGAAUUUCAAACAUUUGAUUCACAUCACAUAACAAAACAACACAGCACAUACCUCAGCGAUGCCUUCCAAGAGCAAGCAAAACGACGACGAAUUCCGGGAGGAGGGCAACCAAAAACUCCAGGCUGUUGUUCUCGCGGAUGCAGUUUUUGGAGCAAAAGUGACGGCCCGCGGAGACUACCAGUCCUUCGGCCUAAAACCGUGGUCCUCUGAUGCCUCCACCAGCUCGCAGAUCCUAUGUCGUCUCAACAAUGUUCCCCUCGUCGAUUACGUACUGGACUUCUUGGCCUCCAAUGGCGUCGAGCAGGUUAUUUUAGUGAUGGGGGCCUGCAACGCCGGAAACGAGUCCCCCCUCGAGGAGUAUCUACUGGGGUCGAGAGGCAAAAACAAGCAUACACGUCACUCCAAGCUCGAGCUUCUCUUUCUGAAGGACACCUCCCUCACGAAUGCGGGGGAUGCCCUCCGGGAGCUCUACAAACGCAAUUGGAUUCGGGCCUCCAAGCAGGCUAAACCCUUUUUCCUGGUCAGCGGAGACGUCGUGGCCGAUCUGGACCUGCGGGAGGCCCUGGAACGCCACGGAGAGCGGAGCCGGCACGACUCGGCCGCCGUCAUGACGGUGGUCCUCAAGCCAGUGGGACCGAGCGGGACUCAUGGUGGRAGUGCGAGCGAUGUCCGCCGCCCAUCGAUUGUCCCGCGGGCCUCGGAUCUGGUGGUCGGGCUCGUCCCGGCGCUGGCCAAGACUUUUGCCACGGUAGAUUCCCAGGGAGGCACCGCCCAGAACAGCGGCGUCGACGAGGAAGAUGGGAACUCCAGCAGCCAGUCCCCCAGUAGCGCGGGUGAUUACCGCAUUAUGUAUUACGACAACGGCAGCAGUGAAACAGUCGGGACAACGGUCCCCUGCUCCCUGCUAACCCAGUGCCAGAGCCGCCAGGGGGGAGGCUUUUCUCUCCGACAUGACCUCAUGGACACAGGGAUAAGCAUCUGCUCACCAGACGUCCUAGGGCGCCUCGAGGACAAUUUUGACUACCUGGACCUGGCGCACGACUUUGUGACCAACAGCGUAGCGGAGGAGGAGGACGGCCUUCAGACCAGGAUCUUCGCGCAUGUCCUCGAACCAUCGUUGUCCCGCAACUACGCGGCCCGGGUGGUCGAUUUUCAGACGUACCACGCAAUUUCCAAGGACCUACUCCAGCGGUGGGCCUAUCCAACCGUUUUAGACCAAAUGACGCUGGUUGGAAGCGAGGAAGGCGUCACCGAGAGCAACCGCCGCUACAAGCUGUGCAAGGUUGCCGAUUACCACUACAAGGCAGCGGGUGGCAGCAAUCGUACUUCUUCCGGUUCCAACAACUGGUUGUCGCCCCGCCGCUACGGGACCCGACCUAAGCCCCUGCAAUCGUUGGAAAMCACAGAUGCAAGCGAUCCUGCUGACGGCGCCAGCAGCAAGAAUCACUACAACUACUACCAAUACAAGGAGAGCCUGCACCCUGCUAAGGUUGGCAGGACCUCGGUAGUCCAUGGGCCGGGCAUGAUGGGCAGCCACGUGGUGGUUGGCGAGGAUUGCCUCUUGAAGCACUGUGUGGUGGGCGACUCUGUCUUGAUUGGAGAUGGGGCUGAGCUCGUCGACUGCCAUGUUCUGGAGGGAGCCGUCAUCGAGAAGGGAGCCAAGUUAAGAGCCUGUGUUAUUGCAAAAGGAGGCAUCAUUAGGGAGGGCGCGAUCCUGGAAACUGGGUGCUUUGUUGGAGAGGGCUGUGUGAUCGGUUCUGGUGUCCGCCUCCCCGCCUUCUCUCGCGUUACGCUGGCCAAGGACGACGACGAUGAUGACUGGGGAGAUGAUUACGAUGGCUACAGCGAUUCCAGUAGCGAUAGUGAAGAGGGUGACCGUCCUGAGGCGGAUAGCGGCGACACUGAGCAGGACAUUGUUGGCUUGGAUGGAAAGGGACGGCUGUGGAAACCCACCCUUGACUCAGAUGAUUACAGCAUUGAUAGCGACAACCUAUGUCUCCAGGUCAACCGAAACAACGAUCCUCUGGCCGUGUUGAUGCAGCUACAGAGCAUCGGGGGCGAUCCUACCAGUUACUAUCGCCAACGCGAACGCCGCCUCCGGAACCUCGAGGCCGAGGAAUUUGAGAACGAUGAUGACUUCUCUGAUUUUGAAGAGGAUGAGGACGACGACGUAAAACUAGCCUUUAACGAGCUCACAGGUGGCACCGUGGUCUUUGGGGACGAAGAUGACGAUGGCUUUGAAAAUCUCAACUACGUUGGAGGAGCAGCAGUCGCUUCUUCCGACGAACCAGCAAUUGGCCGACAAAAAGGGGUUGACGUGGUUAAGGARAUGACGGAGAUCUGCAUGGAAUUUGACGACGAGUGCCACCCUAUAGAAAACCUCUCAAUCGAGCUGAACUCCUUCAAAUUCUCGCAAAACGCUACCUACAGCGACUGCGCAAGCGCAUGCCUCCUGGCUCUGAUGCGUAAGAUGAAAGUGUCACCCGCAAUGAGUGACGGGCGCCUCGUGUCGAGUCUCAAGGCUAAGCUCGAAACGUUUUGGACUGGUAUGCUGCAGAAGCUCUGCCGGGGCAUCGAAGAGGAAAUCGCUGUGGUGAAGGCGCUUGAACACGCGGCCACGGUGGAUCAGCAACCGCAAGCACAACAAGCCUCGAGCGAUCCUUAUGCGACUGAUGUUCUACAAAUCACCACGGAGAUUGCCCAAAAGCUUCGUUCCGGGAUGGCCUUUCGGUUUGUGCUUCAAACUCUACACGACCAAGAGGUCCUAAGUGAGGAUGCGAUCCUGGCCUGGGCCAACGAACGGAGAAGCGACGGCGAGGACAACGAGAAUGAUCCGAAGCAAAUGCUCUUUCGGAUGGAGUCCGUCCAGGCAUUCUUGGAAUGGCUCGAGGAAGAGGACAGCAGCGACGAUGACGAUAGCGACAGCGACAGCGACAGCGAUGAAGAUGAUAGCGAGUAAGCUAAUGUAAGUUACUGAUAAUUAUUAUAGA